This is a messenger RNA of Cryptomeria japonica (Japanese cedar), 2983 nucleotides long. RefSeq names its product phospholipase A1 PLIP2, chloroplastic. The coding region runs from base 170 to 2650 and encodes 826 amino acids. Gene Ontology annotation, biological process: lipid metabolic process. The record is from RefSeq and is a predicted model, not a curated record. The transcript is spliced from 5 exons. Lineage: Eukaryota; Viridiplantae; Streptophyta; Pinopsida; Cupressales; Cupressaceae. Gene Ontology annotation, molecular function: glycerophospholipid phospholipase A1 activity.
GAACUUCAAAUUGUUCUUUCAGCAGAGAUUUCUUUGGGACCAAAAAGAUAUGCACAAGAUCGAUUUUUUGAGUUAAAAUUGAAGAAUCUUCUCGAUUAACAUAUUGUUUUCCCAUCUAUACGAAAUUUUGAAUCUCUUGAAUAGUUUAGAAGCACAAAAAACAUCUGCCAUGGAUGCUCUGGCUUGGAAAACCAUGACAGGUAUUGGUAGAGAAGCUUGCACAGGCACAAAAUCAAGAGAUUAUUCUACUGCUAAGAAUGUAUUUUUUGAAUUGGGAUUAAAAUGUCAGGCUAAAUUCAAGUCUUGCAGAAAUCCAGUGUCCUGUCCUCCCAUUUCUUCUUUGUUCUCACCUCCGUUUGUCUUUCCUGGUUCGCUAAAAUUUAUUUGGAUCAACAAAACGAGUGAGGGGAAUGUGGAAGGAAGUGCAAAAACUGAGUUAGAAAUGGUUGAAAGUCGUGAUGGGUUCAAUUGCUCGGCAUGUGGAGCUCUGAAAACUUCCCAACAAAUUCAGGAAUCCAAUGCAGAGGAAGAGGAAAAUGCCGCAGGGGACAAUGGCUUUCUUAGUUCUGAUGAUUCACUGAAGAACCUUGAUGAGAAAAGCAGUACAAAACUAAAUUCACCAUUUUACAACCCGGGAGCUCAAGGUAGUGAAGGCAGCUGCAUCUCACCAAAUGAAAACAAGUUGGAAAACCCAGAUGAAUAUGAUCGCGCAAGUCACAUGAACUGGGUUGGGAGGAUGAUAGAGUUUGGAUCUUACUGGAACGAACAGAAUAAAUGUGAUCCAAAUUCUUCUUCCAAUGGAGCCUCGACCUCAAGGAAACAACCUUGCUUAUCCCAACAGGCCGAUUGCUCCUCUAAAAUGCAUGCGGGCAACAAUAACCCUAAUCAUCCCCACGACGGUUGCAAUGGCGAUGAUGAUUUUUUGUGCUCCCUGAGGAAACAAGUAUCAAUCAAUGAAGUAACUCACGACAGGGAUUCCUUCUCUAGGUUGUUGUAUCCAGUGUCGUUGUCAGAGACAAAGAUUUAUGCCCAAAUGUCAUUUCUUUGUGACCAAGCAUAUUCGAUUCCUCAGAUUAAGCCAGCAGAACUCUGGAAGUUAUGUCAUCUCCAUUUUGUUACUUCGUCCUUGGACAAGACAGCUGAAACAAUUUCUAAAAUUGUGAGCUCGGUGUCAACUGCAAACCCUGACUUGCAAUCAAUGUCAAUCUCUUCUGAAACAGGGGAAGAAGGCAACUCUAGGCGCAAUGAUGGAACUAACUCUAGGCUCUCUGUAAACCCUAGUGUGGCAUAUGAAAUAGCUGUAUCUGCAGCUUCUUACAUACUUUCACAAACAAAAUGCAUUCUACCCUUUAAAUCCGAGAGAAGAAAUCAAGCAGAUAAUGAUGGAAAUCUGAACUCUGGAACAAAACAGGACGCAGAAGAUAUUGCAGUGGAGCAAAAAGCAUCUUAUACAGGUACUCAGCAGACAUUUACUGAUUCACAGCAUGCUAAGUCUACUAAACUCUCUAGCAUGUCAAAGUCAGAUACGCCUGCAAGUAUGGAUACCUCAUCGAUCACUACUCUGGUAGAUGCUGAAGAGGUUGCAAAACAGAAAGCUGCAAAAGAUUCGCAGUCAUUACAUUCUCCUCUUUGUGAGUGGUUUAUAUGUGAUGAUGACAGCAGCCAUACCCGCUACUGUGUUAUUCAGGGAUCUAAUUCAUUGGCAUCAUGGCAAACGAAUUUGUUUUUUGAACCCACAAAAUUUGAGGGCUUUGAAGUUCUUGUACACAAAGGAAUAUAUGAGGCUGCCAAGGGAAUGUAUGAACAACUCAUGCCCAAGAUUCUCUCUCAUUUGAGAAGACAUGGAGAGGAUGCAAAAUUUCGAUUCAUAGGUCACUCCUUAGGAGGAAGUCUUUCAUUGCUUCUAAAUUUGAUGCUGCUCAUAAGAGAGGUGGCCUCGAAAACAUCACUUUUACCAGUUAUAACAUUUGGUUCACCUUGUGUUAUGUGUGGAGGAGACUACCUGCUCCAGAAAUUAGGUUUACCUAACAACCAUGUACAGGCCGUCAUGAUGCACAGAGAUAUUGUGCCCCGUUCCUUUGCAUGUAAUUAUCCAGAUCAUGUCACAGAAGUUUUGAAAAGGUUACAUAUUAGUUUCCGAGAUCACCCUUGUCUUAAUUCCCAGAAAUUUUUGUAUGGAUCCAUGGGUCAGCCGUUGAUCUUGCAGCCAGAUGAGAACAUCUCUCCUCCUCAUCCACUACUUCCUUCUGGGUGUGGGUUUUACACACUCUGUCAUGUUGAGCGGGAUAGUAGUGAACCUAAGAAUGAACUUUCAGGCACACUUCAAGAACUUUCAGGCACACUUCAAGUUCAGGCUGCUCAAAAUGCCUUUUUGAACACUCCGCACCCACUUGAAAUUCUUAGUGAUAGGGGUGCCUAUGGUUCUAGGGGAUCCAUAUCUAGAGAUCACGAUUCAGGUAAUUAUUUCAAAGCAAUCAAUUGCAUUCUUCGGCAACAGAUAAAGCAUGUAAGAAUUUUGCACAGGAAGCAAAGAAGGCAGGAAUGGCGGCCUUUGGUUACUGCAGAUUCUUCCAUGUCUUCAAAGAUGCCGUCCAAAGUAGGUAAGAAAGAGAGUAAAAUGUCUGAAGAUUUAAUGAGUUUCUGCAAAUAAUGCAUCUCAAGGUUCUGCAGUCAUUAUGGUGAAUGCCUCUUUGACAUAGCCGUUGGAAUCUGGAUAUGUUUCAAUUCAAGUGUUUCUCCAAAAAAAUUGUAUGAUUUAUUUGCAAUUAGCUUGAGGAUACGAGUAAUUUUGUAUCUUUAGGUUGCUCAUGGCAGCUCCGAGCAGGAUUUCGGAUCACAUUAUUGCCUAUAAAAAUGUCACAUCCUGUCCAAGAUGGGAUCUUUUUCAUGGCGCAGUGAUGUUGCUAUCAAAACUCUCCUUUAUAUAUACUUGUAAAUAGCAGGGAUACAUUCUUUGUACUUGUAAAUAAAAUGCACAGAUAUU